This is a messenger RNA of Aspergillus bombycis, 1812 nucleotides long. RefSeq names its product fungal specific transcription factor domain-containing protein. Gene Ontology annotation, biological process: DNA-templated transcription; positive regulation of transcription by RNA polymerase II. The coding region runs from base 1 to 1812 and encodes 603 amino acids. The record is from RefSeq and is a predicted model, not a curated record. Lineage: Eukaryota; Fungi; Ascomycota; Eurotiomycetes; Eurotiales; Aspergillaceae. The transcript is spliced from 2 exons. Gene Ontology annotation, molecular function: zinc ion binding; DNA-binding transcription factor activity, RNA polymerase II-specific; sequence-specific DNA binding.
AUGUCCAAGGGCGCACUGGCGCAGCGAAUUGAGGCGUUGGAAGCGCAUCUUUCUGCCAUCACUGAAGGGUUACCAUCUACCAGCCGAGAGCAGCCUGUUGGAUCGCCAGCGGGUACACCGUGUGCGCUUGAAGAACAGACCGAGGCAGAACCUAGCGAGAAAAGCAAGGCUAGCGCAUACUUUGGCCCUUCAUCCGGCGUGACCCUUACGGAGAACUUAAGUUCUAUUGUGGAGGAUGCUGCCUGGACCAAUAGAUCGAUUCCGAUUCAUGAUACUGAACAUCAGGAACCACCAUCGCCGGCUCCCACGGCUGAACAGGGCAAGGCUGUACCGCCUGACGAUACGGUCGGGAGGCAGCUCCUUGACGCAUACUUCGUUAACAUGCACACGCGGCUACCAUUUAUCAACUGCGCGGAGAUUCUUCAACUACAUUCUAGGCGAUACGAUGCGCCCGGCGCCGGCCAGAAAGAGCAAUACGGAAUGUUCAAGCUAUUCAUGAUAUAUGCCAUUGGAGCAGCGAUGCUACAACUCACUGAACAGUAUGAGUCGACAACGCCCAGCGCAUAUUUUGCUACUGCCAUGCAAUUCGAUAGUGCGCUGCGAGAGUCUCUGUCUGUCACAGGCAUCGAAGGGCGCAUGUUGGUGAUCAUAUACGAGUUACGAUCGAGCUCGAGCUCAAGUCUGUGGUACACCAUCGGCAUGGCGAUGCGAAUAUGUAUAGACCUGGGUAUGCACCGCGAACCACACUACAGGACAAUGAAGCCACUAGAGGCACAGUUGCGCCGAAGGCUAUUCUGGAGCGUAUACGUGAUCGAGCGACAUGUGUCAUGGUCCCUGGGACGGCCAUUCAGUAUAGCAGAGGAUGAAAUCGACGCGCAGAUUCCGGCUGAUACCGAUGACCUGACCAGCAGGUAUGCUGGGGUAGAACAGGACAGGAGUGAGUUGUCUUUGGGUAUUGGAGAUGGGGCGACUAUACCGGCCAUCAGACGGUUUAUUGCGACAGUACACUUGCAACGGAUCAUGUCCCGCACUCAUACCAAAAUUUACCGCGUGGACAAAAACAUGUCUGCUUUGAUUCAGGAACUAUCUCCAUUGCUGGCCUCGCUAGAGGAGUACAAAAGGGGUUUACCUCCCUUACAACCCCAUGAUAACGACUUCAUCCAAAUGCACUGGAAUAACUGUGUUCGUGCGCUUCUGCAACCAUUUCUGAGUAUACUCAAUCCAGAAGAUGACCUCAUCAGAACAUGCUUACAUGUAUCGGGGCAAAUGUGCCAAUUGUUUAAGCGUUCGCAGCAAAAGGGUCUGUCCGGGUACUCUUUCCUUUUGUCAAAUUCGGUCUAUAUUGCCGGACUCACAAUGUGUUUCUGUUUGUUUCGAUCUCCACGUUUAUGGAGCACGAGCGUGGCAAAUGAUCUCCGUGCGUGCUCGUCCGCCAUGUUUGCUAUGGCUGAGCGGAAAUCUAGUUUCAGGAAAUACCGUGACGACCUGGAGAAUAUGAUCAACCGAGUUAUGGCCUUUGUCGAUGAGGUGUCGACCCAUAGUUCGUGUAUACCAGAACAGCCAGCACCAGGCGCGGAUGGAUCAUCAGGGCUUCAUUUCCCCAAUCUUGAGAAUUCCAAGGAUCCCGUGGCAAGCACACUCGAUCUGCAGAGUGCAGCAUUUAUAGAAGCUCAAGAGCAAGAAGAUUCUCUUGAUGCGCGAAAUCCAUUCGCAGGUGCGUCCUUAGAAGACUUCUGGGCUGGCGAGAGUCUUAAUCUCCCUACGUUGGAUGUGUUUGGUUUUGGUUGGGAUAACUUCGAUUCAGAGCAAUGA